This is a messenger RNA of Struthio camelus australis, 1324 nucleotides long. NCBI's taxonomy places the organism in Eukaryota, Metazoa, Chordata, Aves, Struthioniformes, Struthionidae. The record is from RefSeq and is a predicted model, not a curated record.
AUGAAAUUCCAGCUUCCUGAAGCAAGUUUCCUAAGGGAAGAAAAGAACAGGCUUCUGGGGGACAGGACACACUACUACCGGGACAGAGCCUGCUCAACACACGCCACCAGGAACACACAAAGCGCUGCCUGGCAGCUGCUGAAGCCUGCACCGUGCCUGCAGAGCAUUUGCCCUGGCUUCAUGGUCACCGCUUUUCUCCGAAGCAUCGGAAGUUUUCUUUACCAGAGAGACACGCUCUUACCAAAUCUGGGAGGGGAGGAGAGGGCGCGGCGGGAAGGGGAGGGAGACAUAGGGCAAGAGGGGCGGGCCAGGGGCCGGGCUGGCGGCGAGGAGAAAAGCGGCAUCCGGCCUGCUGGGGGCGGCGCGGCAGCGGCGAAGGGGGUACUCUGCCGGUACCAGCAUAUCUGGAACAUUGAUCUGCGUUUUCGUCCAGCUUAUCUUGGUGGCAUAAUGCAGGCAACUGGUAACAAGCCCCCAGGAAUGUUGCCAAAGCGUGCUGAAUACAUGCUGAAGGAUUUAAAAAGGUUGGGAAAAUAUUACCAAGUCCCUGUACAACUUUCAGCAGAUGACUUCCAACGUAUCCUCAAUACAAGCAGUCUUGGUGCCAUGCGCUUUAUCACAGCAAUUGAUAUGACACAACCACAGUUCUUGGAACCCAUAUCUAGAGAGUUCUGGAUACGUUUUUGGUCACAGCAUGAAGAUAUCAGUCAGCCGGCAAGUAUAUUGGCUGUUGCAAGACAGGCUGGGCUAUCAUCAGAGCAGGCCCAGAAGCUUCUUGAAAUGAUUUCAUCCCCUGCAGUGAAGGACCGUCUGAAAGAGACAACAGAGGAUGCAAUAAAAUAUGGGGCAUUUGGAAUGCCUGCUGUUGUGGCACAUUUUAAUGGGGAACAGCAUCUCUUUUUUGGCUCUGAUCGUUUAGAGCUGCUAGGAAGUGUUAUAGGAGAAAAAUGGCUGGGACCAGUUCCUUCACUUCCAAGCCCCAAGCUGUGAGCAUCCAGGGGAAAAAUGUAAAGAGAAAAAAAUAUAUGUGUGUGUGUGUGCAUAUCUACAUAAAUAACAAUACUGUACUCCUUACAAAAUGUCCCAGAGAUAUGGCAUUUAUGAAAAUGUGGUCAAUCUCUGGUGAUCAUCUGAAUGUAUGCAGUUAAAGGAGAGAUGGCUUUCUCUUCUUUAAUUACUAAUUUUACAGCUCAGUCUCAUCCCUAAAUAAGAUAAAUUUUGAGACUUCCCAGUAUUACCUGUCUGGUCAGCUCUUUACAGACACCAGGUUCCUGCUUUUCUCUCAGCAGAUUUGUUGAACAUUAAAAAUUUCUUACAGAUUAAA